This is a messenger RNA of Gastrolobium bilobum, 1371 nucleotides long. Its product is annotated as probable protein phosphatase 2C 39. The record is from RefSeq and is a predicted model, not a curated record. NCBI's taxonomy places the organism in Eukaryota, Viridiplantae, Streptophyta, Magnoliopsida, Fabales, Fabaceae. Gene Ontology annotation, cellular component: nucleus; cytosol. The coding region runs from base 285 to 1133 and encodes 282 amino acids. Gene Ontology annotation, molecular function: protein serine/threonine phosphatase activity. Gene Ontology annotation, biological process: protein dephosphorylation. The transcript has 5 exons.
UGAAUAAUUGCGUUGAAAGCGGCAUAGUAUUGGGAAGCAAUGAAAGUCGUGUCAACGUGACAAUCAUCCUCAUCAUCUUACACUCGUACCUGUCUUCCUCUUCUUCUUUCCCUUCUCUCUUUAGUUUCCAUUUCUCUUCUUUUUUAAGCCUCUCCACCUCUUCUCUCCGUGUCUUCUUCUCAGCCUCGUUCACUAUUUGCAUAAAAUAUAUUAAAAAAUAAAACUCUACGUGGCUAUACUCACUUACCCUCUUAAAUCUAUAUAAAUCCUUCAGAGACUCAGCUAUGACUGGCAAAGAAAUCUUCUAUAAGAUGAAGGAAAAGGUUUUGGGCUCAUCUGAUCCUGAUUCAGGGAAAGGAAAGAGCAAGAUGUCGAAGCAUAUUACUCAUGGCUUUCACUUGGUGAAGGGAAGAUCAGAUCAUGCCAUGGAAGACUAUGUUGUUGCUCAAUUUAAGCAAGUUGAAAACAAUGAGUUGGGUUUAUUUGCAAUAUUUGAUGGCCACUCGGGUCACAGUGUACCUGAUUACUUGCGGUCUCAUUUGUUUGAUAAUAUCUUAAAAGAGCCUGAUUUCUGGACAGAACCAGAUAAUGCUGUCAAGAGAGCAUAUAUUAUAACCGAUUCUACUAUUUUAGAGAAAUCAGGUGAAUUGGGUAGAGGGGGUUCAACAGCUGUUACAGCAAUAUUGAUCAAUUGUCAGACACUAGUAGUGGCCAAUAUUGGGGAUUCUAGGGCUGUCUUAUGCAAGAAUGGCGUGGCCAAACAACUGUCAGUGGAUCAUGAACCAACCACAGAAAGUGAGGAUAUAAAAAACAGAGGUGGUUUUGUAUCAAACUUCCCAGGGGAUGUUCCUCGGGUUGAUGGGCAGUUAGCAGUGUCAAGGGCAUUUGGUGACAAAAGCCUGAAGAAACACUUAAGCUCUGAACCGUAUGUGACAGUGGAGACGAUAGAUGAUGAGGCAGAGUUUGUCAUAUUAGCCAGUGAUGGGUUAUGGAAGGUAAUGUCAAAUCAAGAAGCCGUUGAUGCUGUCAGAGAUGUAAAGGAUGCUCGGUCAGCAGCAAAGAACCUUACUGAAGAAGCACGUAACAGGAAAAGCUCAGAUGAUAUCUCGUGCGUUGUUGUGAGAUUUCAUUGAUCAAAGAACUCCCAUCGUAGUUUCUGAUUUACAAGCUUGGAAGUGUAACAUAUACUUUAGUAUCUGUAUAAGGAUAUAAGGUGGAUAUCCCUUUGGCGUUAUUAUGCCGAGGCAUUCAGAGUGUGAUCUCUUACCUGCUUUCAUCCAAACCAACUGGCAUAACGUGUUGUUUGAUGUAAAAAUGUAAAAAAAGAUUUAGUUAUGGAUUGUGUAGACCAAAUUAAUUCGUAUGAAUGCA